UACGAGUAACCCACUACACAAGUACUCCGUAACUAUUCCAAAAAUACUCUCCCAGGAUUUACUCUCGGGCUCAACCAGCAACCGAAUUGCCGACCUAAGUCUCCCGCUUGACCGCAACCAUUACCUGUCACAACCACGUAUCCACCGUCACAAGUCCACGAGUCGGCGGGAGCUCUCCAAGAGGCGACAAUCUCCUUGCUCAUCAUCAUUUGAAAAAGUGGUGGUCUUUCAUUCCAAAAAUUUCAAAUCUGUCACUGGCUCCAAUACAGGAGGCUGAAUGGCACACUCUCACAGUCAAGCCAGUUUAGGACUCACUCAACCUACCAGCGUUGAACCUAUUAAGGUAUCAUUUACGGUGAAAGAUAUUGAUGUGACAGAGUGGACAGGAGACUUGCUUGCUGUGGGUGUUACAGAGAAAGACUUGAGCAAGGAUGACAAUAUGAAAUUUGAAAAUUCUAUCUUAAAGGGGUUAGAUUCCCAACUAGGUGGUUUGUUAGCUGAAGCCUCUGUUGAGGAGGAUUUUACGGGCAAGGCUGGCCAAUCUGCUAUUUUUAGGCUUCCCGGAUUAGGAUGCAAGAGGAUAGGAUUGAUUGGACUUGGUUCUGAGUCUCCUUCUCUGGCAGCAUACCGUGGUCUAGGUGAAGCUCUUGCCACAGCUGCAAAGGCUGCUCAAGCUCGUGCUACUGCUGUGUUCCUUGCUUCUUCUGAGGGGCUUUCAGCAGAGUCAAAGCUUAACACUGUUUCCGCCAUCGUAUCUGGUACUAUCCUUGGAGUGCAUGAAGAUAACAGGUUUAAAUCAGAGUCGAAGAGACCACUUCUUCAAUUUGUGGAUAUUGUUGGCCUUGGAACUGGGCUUGAUUUAGAGAAAAAGCUUAAAUCCGUCGAAGAUACUUGUUCUGGAAUUAUAUUUGGAAGAGAGCUGGUUAAUGCACCUGCUAAUGUACUUACUCCUGGAGUGCUUGCUGAAGAGGCUUCCAAGAUUGCUUCAAUGUACAGUGAUGUUCUUUCAGCAAAGAUCCUUAAUGUAGAGCAGUGCAAAGAACUGAAAAUGGGAUCUUACCUUGCUGUUGGUGCAGCUUCAGCAAAUCCGCCACAUUUCAUUCAUCUGUGCUACAAACCUAGAGGUCCAGUUAAAGCCAGAUUAGGGCUUGUUGGGAAAGGACUGACAUUUGACAGUGGGGGCUACAACAUCAAAACUGGACCUGGUUGUUCAAUUGAGCUAAUGAAGUUUGAUAUGGGUGGCUCAGCAGCUGUUUUAGGUGCUGCAAAAGCGAUUGGUCAAAUCAAACCUGCUGGGGUUGAGGUUCAUUUUAUUGUUGCCGCCUGUGAAAAUAUGAUUAGUGGGACUGGUAUGCGGCCUGGAGACAUAGUCACUGCUUCUAAUGGAAAGACCAUAGAGGUUAACAAUACGGAUGCAGAAGGUAGGCUUACUCUUGCAGAUGCUUUGGUGUAUGCUUGCAAUCAAGGUGUAGAGAAGAUAAUUGACCUCGCGACAUUAACUGGAGCUUGUGUUGUUGCUCUGGGACCUUCCAUAGCAGGUGUCUUUACACCCUAUGAUGCACUUGCCAAAGAGGUGUUUUCUGCAUCAGAAGCUACUGGAGAGAAACUCUGGAGGAUGCCUUUGGAAGAAAGUUACUGGGACUCAAUGAAAUCAGGAGUGGCUGAUAUGGUUAACACAGGGGGUCGUCAAGGUGGUUCCAUCACAGCAGCUUUGUUUUUGAAGCAGUUUGUGGACGAAAAAGUUCAGUGGAUGCAUAUAGAUAUGGCUGGUCCAGUUUGGAAUGAGAAGAAACGUUCAGCUACAGGAUUUGGCGUAUCAACGUUAGUGGAGUGGGUUUUGAAAAACUCAACCUCAUAAUUGGUGACCAGUUGAAACUGAUUGUAUUGCAUGCCAGGAUAAUGCUCAAAAUAAUUUUAUAGUUCCAGUAAGAGUUGAAACAUCUCA
Molecule: messenger RNA, 1945 nt
Organism: Chenopodium quinoa (quinoa)
Lineage: Eukaryota; Viridiplantae; Streptophyta; Magnoliopsida; Caryophyllales; Amaranthaceae
Product: leucine aminopeptidase 1-like
Exons: 12
Coding region: 278-1858 (526 amino acids)
Biological process (GO): proteolysis
Cellular component (GO): cytoplasm
Molecular function (GO): manganese ion binding; metalloaminopeptidase activity
Source: RefSeq, a predicted model, not a curated record